AUGAUUUGUGAAAUCAACAUAUGCAUUUUUAUUCUACUGCUGUCAAGUAGCUAUUCUUCUAAUGGUUUGACAAAAGUCUCCCACUCAGCAUAUCACAUCCUUCACAACGAUCAUCCAGCGCGUCAUGCAUUCCGAUUCCUCAAAGGAAAUGCGCCUCGGUAUCGAAGUUCACCGCCUCCCGCAACAUUUCUUUCCAACGGAAUACAAGGCACAACCUCGAAUGUCGUUGAAGAGGACGAAGCUACUGUGGAGUGGUUACAUGGCGAGAACUCCAAUCCUUCGCCGCAAACACCCACACUAAAACGCAAAAAUGACCUUAUGACGGAAAUUUUAACGGAGAUGAAAAGCAAGUAUGGGGAGGAGUCAAG
This is a messenger RNA of Rhagoletis pomonella (apple maggot), 368 nucleotides long. RefSeq lists its product as uncharacterized. The annotation marks the transcript as partial. Lineage: Eukaryota; Metazoa; Arthropoda; Insecta; Diptera; Tephritidae. The transcript has 2 exons. The record is from RefSeq and is a predicted model, not a curated record.